AUGACCGACGAUGUGGAGAUGCAAUAUUCGAAUAACCCUGUGAUUAAGGGGAGCGAGGUGCGGCAGAUGUUUAAAACUGUCCUCGGCCAACUCGACAAGAUGACUCACGAUAUCCGCUACUUCGACUAUGUCGCCCCUCGUAUCUAUCAAGCAGCGACUAUCCGAUAUCUUGUCAAAGGUGACAACCUAGAUACCGACGAAAUCACCAUUCCCGGUUUCGCUGUGUUUUUUCUCCGGAAGGAUGAUGCUGGGUGUGUGAAGUGCUAUCGGGCAGAGACCUUCCUGGACCCAUCGGCAGUGUUUCAACGAAUUGCUGAAAGGUCGAGCUGA
This is a messenger RNA of Penicillium egyptiacum, 330 nucleotides long. The record is from the annotation of a GenBank genome assembly. NCBI's taxonomy places the organism in Eukaryota, Fungi, Ascomycota, Eurotiomycetes, Eurotiales, Aspergillaceae.